This is a messenger RNA of Sphenostylis stenocarpa, 819 nucleotides long. NCBI's taxonomy places the organism in Eukaryota, Viridiplantae, Streptophyta, Magnoliopsida, Fabales, Fabaceae. The record is from the annotation of a GenBank genome assembly.
AUGGCUUCGGAUGAGACCAUGGCCUUCAUCUCUUCCUUACAAGAAGAGGACUUUUAUGAUGAUGAUGACGAUGUUGAUGAUGAAUUUGAUGAGCAUCAUCUCCAACACCCUCAUCCCCAUAACUUGUCCAGGCUUUCAGUGUGUACCAGCAGCACCUUUGGCGUCGACGACAACGACGAUGACGUUGACAAUCUCGUGUCCAUGUGCGUGUCACGCUUUUCCAUAGAAAGCUUUGACGCAGAUGGGGAGUUAUCAGAUGGGAAGGAGAUAUCCUCCGACUCAGAAAACGAAUUGGGGAGUUGUUACUCUUUGCCCUCCACGCCCCCACAAAGGAGAAAACAGGUUAAGGAUUACGCCAGUGACAGUGGGGGACAUGGAAACGGAACGAAGAAGAAUGAUCCUCGGCAGAGGAAGAGGAGAACGAGGAGGGAGGGAUGGGGGUUUGAGUUUGAGGGAGUGGAGAAGAGUAAGAGAAAAGAGGAGGAACAUGUGGCUCAAGGAUUCAGUGGAGAGAGUGAUCAAAGUGGGGUGAUGCUAAUAACUAGGCCAAAAGGUGGGAAAAGGUCACUUUGCAUGGAUUUGGAAGAAGUAAAAGCUUGUAGAGAUCUUGGGUUUGAGUUGGAACACGAACGCAUGCUUGAGAUCCCUUCUCGUCUCUCUUUCUCCAAUUCCACACUCGAAACUAGCAGUGGUAGCAACUCUCCCAUCGCCAAUUGGCGUAUCUCUGCUCCAGGUGAUGAUCCAAGAGACGUGAAGGCUCGGCUGAAGGUGUGGGCACAGGCGGUGGCACUAGCGUCUGCAUCAAAAUACAGCACAUGA